This is a messenger RNA of Erythranthe guttata (spotted monkey flower), 2906 nucleotides long. RefSeq names its product histidine kinase 5. Lineage: Eukaryota; Viridiplantae; Streptophyta; Magnoliopsida; Lamiales; Phrymaceae. Gene Ontology annotation, biological process: protein autophosphorylation; phosphorelay signal transduction system. Gene Ontology annotation, molecular function: phosphorelay sensor kinase activity; histidine phosphotransfer kinase activity. Gene Ontology annotation, cellular component: plasma membrane. The record is from RefSeq and is a predicted model, not a curated record.
AUGGGAUGUGAGGAAAUCGAGACCGAAGAAGAAUCGGAAGAAAUGGACGACGUUGUCCUGUCUUCGAUGUGGCCCGAGGACAUAAACGAAGCGGGUCGACAAUUCAACAUCGAAAGACCGGGAUUAUCGGACCGAGACAUGUUAGAAGAGGUGACGAUAAUCAAAGAGCCGAACAUAGUCGAUUUCAAGCGUCUCAUGGAGCUAACGAACUACAGCGACAAGGGCAACUGGCAACUGGCUAACCUCGUCAAGAACUGGGAGUACAAGCAAGAAAACGCUGUCCGUCUCUUGCAGGAAGAGCUCGUCAACUUAAGCAAGCAGCAGAAAGCGGUCGAGCUGAAGAAACUCGAAAUACUCGAGGAGCACAGGUUCGAAAAAGACGAAUACGGUGGCGACAAACGCCCUGUUUCGAUCCUAGACGAGAGCUUGAGGUAUCUUUAUCAAGAUCAAGAUCAAGAUUCUCCAUUGAGAAAAAGGGAUGUUGUUUGUGGUGGUGAAGAUCGAGAAGUUGAGGUGGCCGACGAAGAAAAUGAUGGCGGAAUGUUCUGGAAGAAACGGGCUUUGAGCCUUGAGAAGCUUCUAGAAGCUAGUUUGAGGAGGGAGGAGAUUCUGUUGGUUAAAUUGGAGGAGAGUAUCGAGAAUUUGGAGAGGCAAUCUUCUCCGGUCGAGGAAUUAUCGCAGGUUUUGAAACGGGCCGAUAAUUUCUUGCAUUUUGUCCUCCAAAAUGCACCUGUUGUUAUAGGUCACCAGGAUAAGGAACUGAGGUAUCGAUUUAUAUUCAAUCAUUUCCCGAGUUUGCGUGAAGAGGAUAUAAUAGGGAAAACAGAUGUGGAGAUAUUCAAAGGAGCUGGAGUGAAGGAAUCUCAGGAUUUCAAGAAAGAAGUUAUGGAAAGAGGAAUCCCCGCAAAGAGGGAAAUUACUUUCGAAACCGAGCUUUUCGGUUCGAAAACUUUUUUAAUUUACGCCGAACCUGUUUUCAGCAAAGCUGGUGAGACAAUUGGUGUCAAUUAUAUGGGAAUGGAAGUAACUGAUCAGGUGAGGAAACGAGAAAAGAUGGCGAAGCUUCGAGAAGAGAUGGCUGUGCAAAAGGCUAAAGAGACAGAGCUCAACAAAACAAUCCAUAUCACAGAGGAAUCGAUGAGAGCAAAACAAAUGCUGGCUACAAUGUCACACGAAAUAAGAUCUCCACUAUCGGGAGUCGUAAGCAUGGCCGAGAUUCUUUCGACCACUAAACUCGACAAAGAACAACGCAAGUUAUUGAGUGUAAUGCUGUCUUCGGGAGAUUUAGUUCUUCAGUUAAUCAACGACAUCCUCGAUCUCUCCAAAGUCGAAUCGGGAGUAAUGAAAUUGGAAGCUACAAAAUUCAGACCAAGAGAGGUAGUAAACCAUGUACUACAAACAGCAGCUGCAUCAUUACAGAAACUACUUACACUAGAAGGAAACGUAUCGGUUGAUGUUCCCGUCGAGGUUGUUGGAGAUGUCCUAAGGAUUCGUCAAAUUCUCACAAACUUGAUCAGCAAUGCAAUCAAGUUCACUCAUGAAGGCAAGGUUGGGAUAAGGCUUUAUGUGGUUCCCGAGCCUCAAAACGGAAUCAUAAAAGAUUCCGAGACAGAUUCAUCGAACACUAGUAACGUAAAUGACGAAAACGCCCCUGAAAAUGUGAGGAGUUGCGUUCCGAUGGAGGAAGACAAUGUAAGUGGUUCCAACACUAAUGUGGAACAAGUAGUUUGGAUUCGUUGCGAUGUCUACGAUACAGGGAUCGGAAUACCAGAACAUGCUAUACCAACUCUAUUCAAGAAAUACAUGCAAGCCGGUGCAGACACUGCUCGUAAAUACGGAGGGACGGGAUUAGGCCUUGCAAUAUGUAAACAAUUGGUUGAGCUAAUGGGAGGCCAUUUAACCGUUUCUAGCGUAGAACAUUCCGGAUCGAUUUUCACCUUCGUCUUACCUUACAGAGUUUCGUCGACCUCCGAAAAUUCGGACGAAUCCGAUGAAAUAUAUUCAGACAUGGAAAACGAUCAAGAUAAUGUUCGAGACGACGAUUUAAAUUCAGGGGUUUUUGUGUUUCCACCGAGAACUUUGGGUUCUUUAUUUUCGUCUCAAAGUUCCGGAAGGAUCCAGAAGCUUUCUUCACCGAGCAAUGCUCAAGAAACUAUUACAUCACCUUCUAGUAGUAGUCACAUUAUUACGUGUGAAGAGAUCGGUUCGGGAAACGCUGAGUGUUCGACGAGUCACGACUUAGGUUCAUCGUCGGAUAAUUUGAAUUUAGGCCGUCGUGAUGAAAAAUACGAUAAAGUUGAAACGGGCGUGAGUUCUGAGUGUCUUGAAAUCCCGAAAACCGAGGAGGAAAAACCUAGGAUUCUUCUUGUGGAGGAUAAUAAGAUAAAUGUGAUGGUGACGAAAUCGAUGAUGAAGCAGUUGGGGCAUUGUAUAGAUGUCGUGAGUAACGGAGCUGAAGCUGUUCGUUCGGUUCAGUGCAAAUGUUACGAUCUUGUUCUAAUGGAUGUAUGCAUGCCGGUGAUGGAUGGUCUUGAGGCGACGAGAUUGAUUCGAUCGUUUGAGGAAACCGGGAAUUGGGACAAUGCAGUGAAGGCGGGAAUCGAGCUUCAAUUGCCGUCUUCAAAUUCGAGACGAGAAAAAUCGAGAAACAGGAUUCCGAUUAUAGCUAUGACAGCGAAUGCGUUAUCAGAGAGUGGCGACGACUGUUUCGCUAACGGUAUGGAUUCGUUCGUGUCGAAACCGAUCACCUUCCAGAACUUGAAGCAGUGCCUACAGAAAUAUUUACCCUAGUUAAUAUUUGUAUUUUAUCACCUGUAAUAAAUAGUAAAGCAUCUUUUGUACAUAAAAAAAAAUGAGUUAGGAAAGUUUUGACAUAUCAAUGUAUAGAGGCGGUCGAAUUUAUGCUA